Messenger RNA from Mucor velutinosus, 234 nucleotides. RefSeq names its product Peroxisome chaperone and import receptor (gene PEX19). Lineage: Eukaryota; Fungi; Mucoromycota; Mucoromycetes; Mucorales; Mucoraceae. The coding region runs from base 1 to 234 and encodes 77 amino acids. The record is from RefSeq and is a predicted model, not a curated record. The transcript has a single exon.
AUGGUCGCGGCCGUACGCUCCAACACCAUCCACUUUGUGUCUUCCCUUUGCCCCAUUCUUCUUGCCAAUCCUGCUGGUCCUGAGCCAUUACUUGUCACCGGUGGAGGUGUUGAUCUGUCGCCCUACUAUUGUCACAAGCUCUCCUACCAAGGUAUUACGAUUCUGUCCAUGUCUAAUACCGAGCUUCGUGCAAUGUACAUGCGCAAUCACCCUCCAAUAGCCAACCCUCGGUGA